This is a messenger RNA of Melanotaenia boesemani (Boeseman's rainbowfish), 2141 nucleotides long. It is a transcript of the gene atp1b1a, whose product is annotated as ATPase Na+/K+ transporting subunit beta 1a. The transcript has 6 exons. Gene Ontology annotation, biological process: sodium ion export across plasma membrane; intracellular sodium ion homeostasis; intracellular potassium ion homeostasis. Gene Ontology annotation, molecular function: ATPase activator activity. Gene Ontology annotation, cellular component: sodium:potassium-exchanging ATPase complex. The coding region runs from base 172 to 1077 and encodes 301 amino acids. Lineage: Eukaryota; Metazoa; Chordata; Actinopteri; Atheriniformes; Melanotaeniidae. The record is from RefSeq and is a predicted model, not a curated record.
GUGAGUGGUACAAUUGGCUGAGUCGGGUACGACACUGUCCUUUGGCGUUUCCUGUCAGGGACAGUCAACAGUCUCAGCCUUUUCUCUCUUUUUAAAAAAAACAAUCCCCCCAUCCAAACCGUUAAACCACAUAAACCGAAACGGGGGGGACAUCAUUACAGUGGAGUUAACAUGUCCGGGAAAAAAGAAAGUGACGGAGGAUGGAGGACGUUUCUUUGGAAUUCAGAGAAAAGAGAGUUUCUGGGACGAACUGGGGGCAGCUGGUUUAAAAUCUUCCUGUUCUACGUCAUCUUCUACGGGUGCUUGGCUGGGAUUUUCAUCGGGACCAUUCAGGCCAUGCUGCUUACAUUAAGUGACUAUAAACCCACCUAUCAGGACAGAGUCGCUCCCCCAGGUCUUUCACACACACCCCGCUCAGACAAAUCUGAAAUUUCUUUCACAAUUUCUGAUGAGUCUACAUAUAAGAAGUACGUCGACAGCAUGAAGGCUUUGCUUGACCAAUAUGAUGACGAGAAACAGAUUGGCGACGUGAAAUAUGAGGACUGUGGAGUAACUCCUCAGCCAUACAAGGAGCGCGGCAGUCUGGACGAUGGUAGCGGUCAGAAGUCAUCGUGCAUCUUCAGAAGAUCUUGGCUUGAGAGCUGCUCCGGUUUGAAUGACAAAGAUUUUGGCUUCAAGCAAGGAAAACCAUGCCUCAUCGUCAAGCUCAACAGGAUUGUCAACUUUAGACCAAGGGCUCCAUCCAAGAACGACUCUCGUAUAGAAGCUCUGCAGAUAAAAACGGCUGAUAACCUGAUCCCAGUUCACUGCAAAAAUAAGAGAGAGGAAGAUGAAAGCAAGAUCGGAGAGAUCAAGUACUUUGGCAUUGGAGGGGGCUUUCCUCUGCAGUACUACCCAUACUACGGCAAACGGCUGCAUCCCAAUUACCUGCAGCCUCUGGUGGGCAUUCAGUUCACCAACCUCACCAUUGGUCAGGAGCUCCGCAUCGAGUGCAAAGCAUACGGAGCAAACAUUGACUACAGUGAGAAAGACCGUUAUCAGGGACGCUUUGACGUUAAGUUCACAGUGAACUCAUGACCUCAGCCGCGAUGAGCACUCUAAAAACAAAGUAAAUGUAGAGAAUUCAAGAGUUCAGAUAAACACCACUAGUCUUUGAACAUUCAUAAUAUACAGGACCUACACUUAAUCUGUGUGCUUUACACUAGCUUUUCUGUGUUCUUUGUCGAGUUAGAAUGUAAAAUACAAGAGUAGCAAUAGCAAAUAUUUAUUCUACUGUAAAUGAAAAUAUUCCUUGAGCCAUGGGAUGUUCAUCAAUUACUGUAAAGCUGCAAUUCCACUACUGAUGUGUAGCGAGUUGUGUUUCUGUCCCCAAGGUAUUUCAUUCUCACGUGGUUUCUAUAUAUUUUUGGAGUGUCCAGAGCUGUAGUCCUGUUGUAAUCUCCUUUUUGUCUUAUGUCAGCUUUAGUGGUCCAAGGUGUGUGCGUGCGCACAUGCCCGUGUCUGUGUGCAGGCGUGUUAGUUCAUGUGAGCGUGUGGUCUUCAAUGUGCUCUGACUAACUGAAAUACUAGCAUGGUACUCUGAACCUUUAAGGCCCAUGUAUGAGUAAAUGAUUUCGCUCCAUGGAAUAGUUUUUUUUUCUUUAUUUUUGUGUGUGUUUUUUUGAGUCAGCUGUACUCAUUUGUACACAUUUUGUUCAUCUUAUCCAUUAUAGAUGGUUUAUGACAUUUCUGUUUGAUGCUCUUGUUCAUUCGUUCAUCUGUUCAUUCUUAAUUCGUAGUGUAGAGCUUUGUGGGUCCAGCCUAGAAGACUGUCACCUCCGCGGAAACAGUGGCAACUUAGUGCUUUGAAUCUGUUUUGCUGGAGACGUCACGUUACGUGAUGCAACUUACUAUUGAAUGUUUUAGCCAUUUUCAUGGUGGAAGAAUUUUAUAUUUAUGCAGUUGUACAUUUUUUUUCAAAGUGUAAUGUAUGAAUACCAAAGUCGCUGGUCAAAACAGAAUAUCAGAGGCGAUGCAGUAUCCCGUGUAAUAAAAUGUUUAGUUGGUGUGAAAAUACUUAAUUCAAUGUUGAAGAUCAAAACACAUGUCAGGAGGAUGCUCUUGUCACUUUAUUUAAUCUGCAUAAGGCUGAAACAAUAAAC